Molecule: messenger RNA, 2931 nt
Organism: Symbiodinium natans
Lineage: Eukaryota; Dinophyceae; Suessiales; Symbiodiniaceae
Source: the annotation of a GenBank genome assembly
AUGCUACGACUCCACCACUACUUUGCCGUAGCCUUUUUCAGUUCAAUUCUGUGCCCCAAGCCUCUGACCUCGUGCCUUCCCUGGUGCCUUUUUCAGCUACUAAUGCUAACGUUGGCGGGCAGCAGGAGUCUUGUGGCCAUCGCUGCAUUGCUUCAAGUCUUUGGGGCGAGUGCAGUCACGGUCACGGAUGUGCAGUGGAAGGCAGGACUGAUUGCUGCAGGGCGGCAAAGUUGGCUCAUUGCGAAGGUGCAAUUUGAGUUCUUGAUGAUUGCCAAGGGUGUGAAUGUGUCGAAAAGCAUGGCAAACAUGGAGGAAAGUAUCAGUCUCUUUGACUCUGGGCACAUCGUGCUCAGGGAUGGAAAUGGGCUCGACAUUGUCGAAGCACCCUCUCAGAUCAUCGUCAAUGCUCUGGGCAAUGUGCAGGCUAAGUGGUCACCGUUUAAGAAUUUUCUCCAGGACAAUGUCGCAAGCACUUCACCUGCAGUUUUGAGCACACUCGACGACAUGGGCAGCGAGUUGUACGGGUUGACACAGAUUUGCGCGUCCCGGUACGUCGAUGCCAUCAGUGAAGCGGGGGCGAGUUUUUCGGGCCUACAAGUCAAUAUUGCGAACAGGCAAAGUAUGCUCGUGGAAAAGAUGGCAGCGGAAGCAUUUCUACUACACCUUGGCGUCCGUCCGGACACCAUGUUGAACCGGAUUGUGGAGACGAGGACGUUGUUUGUUGAUGCUCAUGCUGGUCUCUUGGAAGGCCUUAACUUUGUCGGCUUGGAAGCCACCGUCAACAAAUGCAUCUCGAAAAAGAUGCGCCUUGUCACCUUUUUCUGGGACGAGUUCAAGGAGGCCAUUGACACUGUCAUCUUCGAAGAGUUGGCGAGCGGCAAGAGUCUGAAUGACAUCGUCGCCAAAAUUGCAGGCCUAAGAGCCGAAGCAGCAGCUGCGACUCUGGCCUAUGCCGAUCCGCCGCUCAGUUGCCCCACCACUAUGACACGUCGUCAGUGGCAGAUGGCGUUUGAUGUCUCCACCCGACAGCUCAUGCAUGCACAGAAAGCAUGCAGGCUUUUCCUUCAGGCUGCCAAGGGAGUGAACACCCUCGACAGCCGCAUCUUCUUCUCGAACUCAGAUGUGAGCGCGACGGCAGACCUCAAAAUGAUGAGAGAGGGCUCCGUGGCAGCAGACAUGGCUGCAGCUCCCACACAGCUGGUGUCCGAGCAGUAUGGCGUAAUGUGGCUCAGGUGGCUGAGUCUCGGAAACUUCAUGGCACAAAACAUUAACUUUGUGAGUGAUGAAGACCACAGGCUCUUGCAAAUCGUCGAGAAUAAGGGCAAGCAGUUUGUCAACUACGGCUUGGAAGCGUUGGAGAACAUUUUCACUGAGUGCAAACUGAAGGCCCCUGAGGUGAAUUGCGAAGAGCUAAAAGUCACAGGGGUUCAGCGGAUUCUCAUUCAGAAAGCAGCAUUUGAGGCAGUUCUGAUUGGCCUUGCACGGAAUGUCACGGAAAACAAGAAGGAGAUGAUCCAGACAAUUGCAAGGUUCGAAGGGUCCCAAAGUGGCUUGAUUCAUCAACAGCCGGGCCUACCCAGGACACUUGACAUCUGCAUCUUGCAGGAGAUGAAACACGUUGACGACUUGUGGACGCCGUUCAAGAGCCUCUUACUGCAGGUUCAUGAUGGUGACCACAGCGUCGCCACCUUGUUGACGAUUUGGGGAAUGACGUGGGACGCAGGAGUCGACCCCAUGUCUGCUCAGCUUACCGUGGCCAUGCGGGCAUAUGCGGACGGUCGAGGUGUGUGCACCCCGCCUCUGACGGCCUCCCGCCAGGAGUUGGAGUCUGCAAUCAAGGAAUUGGGGUUUCUCCGUGCGGGGACACAGAAAUGGGCCAAGCACGUCCUCUUGUCUGACAUCGGCAUCGACAGGGCAGAGAACAUGAACAUCUCGCAUGCAACGUUGAAGGAUCUUUCGACGCAGCUUGAGCGUGUCAUAUCAGGAGACACCUCCGCAACUCUCCCUGUGCCGAUAAUGCAAGUUGUUGUGGAUCGCCUCGUCGACCUUGCCGAAGAUUUGGCUGAUGUUCAAAGCUUGACGGUGGAUCAAUAUGCUGAUGCCAGCCUCAAUUUGCUACAGAAGUCAGAGCUAGCAAUAACUGCUUACAUAGACGCAGCUUUUGACAUGAACCGAAAUGUUCCAGGCGCCCGAUCUAGCUUAGCAAGCAGCCUGCUGAUGCUCCUCGAGAAGAUGUGUAAAGAGGCAGUCUUGGUCGGCCUUGGCAAAGAAGGGUCCGCGGCAGAGCUCGCUUCAAGCAUCAAUCGCUAUGAGACUUCUCAGCAGACCCUCAAGGCUGGGAAUUCCGCGGAAGAAUAUGCAGCUGCUGUUGCCCAGAUGAAAAUCGUUGAAUCUGCUUGGGUUGAGUUGCAACCCAAGGUACAGGCGAUUGCAUUAAGUGGAGCAGCCAGCGACAUCGCAUUGAGCGAGAUCACAUCCAAGGCAGACGCCGUGAAAGCAGCGUUGCUUCCCGCCAUUGACUUCUACUCGGUGAUGACUGUGAAGAAGACCAAGGCCCCCAUUGACAUCCUUGUGCCUCUACCGGGCCCAACCAUGAAAACAGCGAUCGGACGGGACAUCAUAAAUCAGCAACAACUGGUUUUGCCCGGCUCGGAGAGAAUUCCAGUUGGCACCGUCUACGAAAGCGGCACCAUCGAGACAGGUUGGAGUGAAGGCUUGCGGAACGAAACCUGGCUUCCAGCAUUUCCGGAGCCGGAACCGUUCCCAAUCGUGUACGUUGUAGUAUCUCUCGCAGCGGUAUGGAUGAUUUGUUGUCCCCUUCUUUUCGGAUGCCUUGCGGGUCACAAUGGAAGCUUGUCCGCUCUGUUUGCGUGGAUGCCAAAGGGCUCGCGAAGAAAAGAAGCAAAAGAAGGGGCGUGUGAGACAUUGUGA